Penicillium macrosclerotiorum is the source of this 1164-nucleotide messenger RNA. RefSeq names its product ribonuclease P protein subunit p40. The coding region runs from base 1 to 1164 and encodes 387 amino acids. Gene Ontology annotation, biological process: tRNA 3'-end processing; tRNA 5'-leader removal; endonucleolytic cleavage in ITS1 to separate SSU-rRNA from 5.8S rRNA and LSU-rRNA from tricistronic rRNA transcript (SSU-rRNA, 5.8S rRNA, LSU-rRNA). Gene Ontology annotation, cellular component: multimeric ribonuclease P complex; ribonuclease MRP complex. Lineage: Eukaryota; Fungi; Ascomycota; Eurotiomycetes; Eurotiales; Aspergillaceae. The record is from RefSeq and is a predicted model, not a curated record. Gene Ontology annotation, molecular function: ribonuclease P activity; ribonuclease MRP activity. The transcript has 7 exons.
AUGUUUGACAUCACUGACGACGCGUCCAAACGCGAAAAAUGCUAUACCACAGUCGCUCGUCUGCCUGCUUUUGUCGACCCGAAGCAGAUUCCCAGCAAGAAACCUCCUUUCUCUACCAUCCUGAACCACCCAUUUGUGCAUACUGUCGAACUUAUCUUGCCUCAAAAUGUUUAUGAAAGCAUAUCCGCGUCAUUGGAUGCCAAGCUAGAAAAACCGCAGUAUGCACGGGUUUUCAUGUCACCUUUCGAAUUACUCGAACCAGAAUUCUUUAACACAUACAUUAAGACCGGCAAUAUUCUCAUGAUUUCGGAAGGCAAAGCUGGGUCAGACAAUGUUUUUACACUAAACAAUGGAACUAUCAAAAUCGAAUUAGGGAAGGAAGUCUUCGAGCGCACAGGGCUUCCUGGAAAACCAAUCCGUAGCGGAGGCAGGAAGCAUGGAAAAGAGAGAUACUUGGUUGAGUUGAAUUUACGACUGCCGUCAAUGUUACAUGGCAAGAAAGGAUUUGACAAAAUUGUGUCUGCGUUCAAGAAUGUCCUCGACUCGUCCUUGGCCUGGCUGUUCUGCGACCUAGAGCCGACAGUCGGCCAAACCCAUGAUACCAGGCCGAUCCAAAAGCUUCAUCCGCAAGUUGUGGAGCUUGAACAGCUGGAAACGAACCUCGGCACAGUUCUCACUCCACUGCUGGGUGGCCUGCUAUCCAACAGUAUGUCAGAGGAGGACAUGCAAGAAAGAUGUGGGGCUCUCUCCGAAUGGGUAGCUAUGGUCCAGCUGGGGUCCCCUCGGGUGUCUGCUGCCGAUCAUGUUGACCCAUACCUGAGUCGCUACAGCGUCCCAGAGUCCGACGAGACAUGCCCCAUUGAUCUUGUCAGCCUAAAAUGGCAUGGUUUAAUUUCUUCAAAGUGGAUAAUCCAGCUUUUCUCCGCUUUACUCGGCUCUAGGCUUCAUACUUCAAAGUUCAGCCCUAAAUCGGCUUGGUUCAUUUUGUCUGCCUCUGCUCUGGGAAGGCAAGCUAUAGAGGGAAAAGACGGUUUUAUGAUUGCAUCUGCUCCAAAUAUAUGCUCCUCUGUCAUGGCUGAUCAGAAGGAUACCGAUGCUAAAGGACCCGAGUAUCGUCAUGCCAUCUGCUGGGAGUUUGUUGGGGCAACUGCUAUGGAGAAUUGA